AUGGGUUGUCUUGACGCACGGCGAAUAGGACGAUCAGGUGGCGAACGACAAGUUUCUCAGGGAAUAAACAGGCGACAGGUGUCGGAAACACCACGUCUUCCGGAAAAUCUCGGAACACGGACUCUCCUGAAACAGCUAAUUAAAGACGAUAUGUCUCUAAGAAUAUGGAAUACAAAACUACGGAACCUGGUUAAAUGGCUGCAAAGAGGCGUCAGUCGUCUGCACGAUAUCACGAAAGACUCCAGAAUGAGACCUAAGACUCGGACUAGCCAUAUUUGUCUCUCUACAAACGAUGAAUGGUACCACGACCCAAUUUCCAGGACGUGGUCAUGGCUGGGGUGACACACGUACUGCGCAUAACCGGAACUUGGACCUUAUUAUCCCGUGAUAAAAUAUCGCUCCGACAUCAGAGGAACAAACACCUACAAGUGUUUAAUAAAUAACAAACAAUCUGUUUGAGGAAAACGGAUCAAUUUGUUGUUCUCGAAACAAACACUGAUGACGCUAAAUGAGGUUUUCAUUAAUCCGGACAGUUCGUUAUUGCGGAUAUUUCGGUAAAUUAACUGGACUUUAUGUGCUGAGCUAAUCAAAAGCAAACUUUAGCAGCGACUGCAUUUCAUUGAUACCGGAAUUACAUUUUGUCACAAACAGUGACGAGAUUACAUUGGAAAACUAAAUUGUGGUUCAAGCUCGAACGAAUCUGCCCAAUGACUCCGUAAACUGUGAUGACACGAGUGCUACAACAUUUAUCUCAUUAAAUUUAAUUUGUAAAAUUGCAGUAUUCAUAUAAUUAAACAAGUUCUUUCAAAUCGCCUAUAAUUUACACGCAAUACAAUAUGAUUGUGAAAAUCGUCCGAUUAAAACACAGCAAAACGUAAAUGUGGUUCAAAUCAAUAACCGAUUACAUUGUCCAUGGAUUCAUCAUUGCCAUAGCAAAUGGCCCAACUUAAAAACCUUCAAAAGAGUUUAUCUCGCUUGGGGAUAAAGCCAGAGCACGUGUUUAGUGAAGUGAUAGUAGGAUUCAGAACGAAGAAAAGUGGCCGGGCUACCAGGCAUGCUUCUGACCAAUGCGGGACUAAAUAAUCGGCAUGUCGUUCGAUCGUUCAUCAGAAUACUCCUAUAUAUAGCUACAUGUAUACAUAAAUACUUAUAUUUGUAA
Messenger RNA from Pecten maximus, 1159 nucleotides. RefSeq lists its product as uncharacterized. NCBI's taxonomy places the organism in Eukaryota, Metazoa, Mollusca, Bivalvia, Pectinida, Pectinidae. The coding region runs from base 1 to 342 and encodes 113 amino acids. The record is from RefSeq and is a predicted model, not a curated record. The transcript is spliced from 3 exons.